CUAUACAGUAGAGAUCGGCUCGCCCAACCCGGAUGUGGGACUCAGUGAUAAAUAUUGAAUUUUUUUUUUUGCCUCGUAGGCGGCGCGGAGGUAGUUCAGUACCUCAAUCGGAGGACAGCUCCACUGUCACUCGAUGAGGGUUGUUCCCAGGCACUUGGGUUACGUGGGCGUCUGCGGUUUACUGGGAUAAGGGCGAGGUUUGAUCACGUUGUGAGCGUGGUAGGAAUUAGGUGUGUGCACUUUUUUUUUUGUUGUUUCCUGGGUGAUCCUGGCUCCGUGUCUAAUCUUAACUCGGUUCAGCAGCAAUAACGAUGGCGGAGUGCGGGCAGAAGGCGCUGUCACUCCUUGAAGCGGCCCGCUCUCGCUACGAAAGCUUGCAGAUUUCCGAUGAUGUUUUCGGGGAAUCUGGGGACGACAGCAGCGAGAACCCCUUCUACAGCACUUCGGGCGACUCCAGCUCCGACAACUACACCUCGGAGAGCAACGGGGACGGGCAGAGGACAGGCGAGAUUGCGGGCAGUCACUCCGGAGGUCUGCCCGGCUCCGCGUCGAGCGCCCAAGCAGAGGAAGAAGGCUGGAGCGAUGCUCUCCGAGACAUCACCGUGCCUCUGUACAAGGAUACGUGUGGCCCCACGCAAAAGAUGCCAGUGACGGCAAGCGCCAUGGACUUCUUCCAGCUCUUUGUCCCCGAUAACGCCAUACAGAACAUGGUCACCCAAACCAACAUGUACGCCAAGAAGUACCAGGAGCGAUUCGGGAGCGACGAAGGGUGGUGUAACGUGACGCUCUCGGAGAUGAAAGCCUUCCUGGGAUACGUCACCUCCACCAGCAUCCACCGCUGCGAGUCCGUGCUCAGCAUCUGGAGCAGCGGCUUCUUCAGCAACAAGAGCAUCGCGCUGAUCAUGACCCAGGCUCGCUUCGAGAAGAUCCUCAAGUACUUCCACAUCGUGGCCUUCCGCUCCAGCCAGGCCAGCCAGGGCCUCUACAAGAUCCAGCCCUUCCUGGACUCCCUGAAGCAGUCAUUUGAAUGUGCGUUUAGACCAUCUCAGACCCAGGUGCUGCACGAGCCCCUGAUCGACGAGGACCCCGUCUUCAUCACCACCUGCACGGAGAGGGAGCUCCGGAAGAGGAGGAAGAGGAAGUUCAGCCUGUGGGUGCGGCAGUGCACGGCAACGGGCUUCAUCUGCCAGAUCUAUGUGCACCUGAAGGAGAGCUCAGGCCCCGACGGGCUGGACACGUUGAAAAACAAACCGCAGCUGCACAGCCUGGUGGCCAAACAGCUGUGCAGGAACCUGGCUGGAAAGAACUCCAUCAUCUUCACCGGGCCCAGCAUCACCAGCCUCUGCCUGUUCGAGGAGUUUGAGAAACAAGACAUCUACUGCUGCGGCCUCCUGAGCUCCAGGAAGAGCGACUGCACUGGGCUCCCCCAGUCCAUGCUGGUGAACCCUGAGGUGCCCCAGCGCCGAGGGCAGUACAGGACCAAAAUGAAAGGCAACAUGUCCCUCAUCUGCUGGUACAACAAGGGUCAUUUCCGUUUCCUCACCAACGCCUACUCGCCCAGCAAACAAGGAAUGAUCAUUAAGAGGAAAAGUGGUGAAAUCCCCUGUCCCUUAGCAGUGGAAGCCUUUGCAGCCCAUCUCAGCUACAUCUGCAAAUAUGAUGACAAAUACAGCAAAUAUUUUAUCUUCCACAAGCCCAACAAGACCUGGCAGCAGGUGUUCUGGCUGACGAUAAGCAUUGCCAUCAACAACGCCUAUAUACUGUACAAGAUGUCAGACGCCUACCACGUGAAGCGCUACAGUAGGGCCCAGUUUGGGGAGAGACUGGUACGAGAGCUCUUGGGGUUAGAGGACUGUUCUCCCACACAGUGAAGACCUGCGUCCCAGCCCCCAGACCAUUACUCACACACACACAUACUCACACCCCCCCAGGUAAGCUUGGUCUCUCACACACCCACACCCACACACAUACCUGCACCCACUGAGAGGGGGCCGACAGCACGGGCAAAGAGAAGGCAGUCAGUGAUGGAAAUCGGGAAGAUGGGAGAGAGGAAGGCAGCUCUUCCCGAUUCCAAACACGGAGGGGCGUUCUCUGAAACGUGUUCAGGAAAACGAGACGCAGACUGUCCUUGAUGUUCAGCGCCCAUCCAACUUCACCACAGUUAGGCCUCAUGACCUGAUUGAGCCUCAGUGAGCGAGCAGGUUGCAUGGAGAACUGACAUGAAAUCACAUUGUUCCACUUUUUUUUGUUGUUGUUGUUGUUGAAUCCACACUUUGGUUAUGUGUUUAAAUUCGAGUUGAGAAACAAAAAGAUUCUUUGAGGAACUUUCAUGGAAUAUGUAGGGGGAAGUGGCUCACGCCUGCGUCCGUCUGUGUAAAUGAGUGUACAUAACCUAUAUCCAUAUUAAAUGAUGUCUAGUGUGUUAACAAAGCAGGCAGGCCUAUCAAAGAGCCAAGACCGGAAGGGUCAGCUCACAGUAAAUAUAUAUGCAGAAACACGAUUCAUGGAUGCACUUUUUCUAAAAAUUUUCAUAGCGGCCGAGGGCAUUUGGAGUGUCGUGCUAUCACUUCCCUAUUCCGGACAGCUCAUUUCUCAGAAAUGUAUGUACAGUAAAACGCACUCAAGUGAUUGUAAAAGAAAAGAGUCAGUCAACCUUCUUUCUGACCUUUCAGUGUUGGAGCCGGUCACAGGUCACUUCACCCCUCCUCCUUUCCUCUGAGGUCUCGGGAUGAUCCGAUCAAUCCAGAUAAUUAAUAAGAGAAGGAAGGGGGAGGGGGGGAGGGAUGGGUCCCAUUUGCUGCUGGAAACAAUAAAUUUACAGGCUCGUUCACAGAAUAGCAUGAGGGGGUGACUUCUAUUUUCUUCCCCUCCUAGAUCAUCGGUCUGCAUUUCAAAGGCUUUCUGCGGGUUCAUGCCUUUUCUUUUCACGGCCCAGGAAACAAAAAUCAGAAUAAAUGAGUCUUUACCUUAGUU
Messenger RNA from Lepisosteus oculatus (spotted gar), 2973 nucleotides. It is a transcript of the gene pgbd5, whose product is annotated as piggyBac transposable element derived 5. NCBI's taxonomy places the organism in Eukaryota, Metazoa, Chordata, Actinopteri, Semionotiformes, Lepisosteidae. The record is from RefSeq and is a predicted model, not a curated record. Gene Ontology annotation, biological process: non-replicative DNA transposition. Gene Ontology annotation, molecular function: transposase activity.